AUGUUCUGCAUCGGUUACGGAACCAUGGCACCACAAUGUAUCGAUGAUCUCUGGAUGAUGUUUUUCUCGAUAUUUAUCGGAGAUCUACUGAAAGCGGUCUUCAUCGGCGGUGCUUCAUCGAUGAUGCAGAUGAUGGACGCGUCAAAAAGACUUUACACGGAAAAGCUCAACGCAGUAACUGAAUAUAUGGAGCACAAGAGACUUCCUUCCUAUACCCGCCAAAGACUUCUUGACUAUUACGAAAAACGAUAUCAAGGAAAAAUGUUUGACGAAGAAAAAGUGCUGGCAACUCUCAAUCCAAUCCUCCGAAAAGCUCUGAUUCGCCACAACCGGAAAGAUCUUGUCGAAAAAGUCCCGUUUUUCGACAAAUGUCCUGCUUCAUUCAUCGAUGAGGUUCUUCAUGUCAUGCGUCUCGAGAUGUAUCUCAAAGACGACAAGAUCAUUCGCCAAGGUGCAGUUGGAAACAAGAUGUUUUUCAUUCAAAGUGGCAUGUGCUUGAUUAUUUUUGGCAAUUUAAAAAAACGGAAAAGGAAAUCGCUAGUAUUGCAAGAAGGAGACUUUUUCGGGGAAAUAUCACUUCUUAUUCCCGAUACAAAACGAACUGCUACAGUCAUUGCUAGAGAUGCAACUUACGUUUACUCACUCAAAUACAAAGAUUUUACGAAAAUUCUCGACAUGUAUCCGAAUAUCAAAGAAAAGAUGGAGAAGAUAGCGGAGGAACGACUCGCGCAAACGAUUGCUCAGACAGAGAAUCAGAGCAGCAGCGAUUCAGAACCAGUCGAAGACGGCUCCAAAAUUUACCCGUGGCCCGAUUACACAACUGACAUCGAGGACGAGUCCGUCACCUUUGAAGCACCUACAUUUACAGUACAACGACCUGAAUCGGAAAUGACCGUCAAUGCUGCUUUCGACAAUGUACCUAUGUUCUCGAUCAAUGUUGAUGCUCCUUCUGACGAAAGCCUACACGAAAACGCAUAG
Molecule: messenger RNA, 978 nt
Organism: Oikopleura dioica
Lineage: Eukaryota; Metazoa; Chordata; Appendicularia; Copelata; Oikopleuridae
Source: the annotation of a GenBank genome assembly